AGUUUACCUUCUCCUCUUGGAAGUUAACGAUUGGCGAGAUCUUGGCUGCGUUAUUGACACAACACUUUCUAUUGAUAGAAAUAAGUAGUGAUUGUCCCUGUGUCAUUGGUGCGCCAAGAACUCUGCGAUGGGCUGGCAGGAGUCCAUUGGGCUGGGUAGGCAGGUUCGGCUGGUGAUGCUGGGGAGGAGGAGGAGGAGGCUGCUGGUGGUGAUGGUGCCCGUCCCCCUCUCCGCAGGUCUGUGACAAGCAGGGAACAAGGCAACGACAGCGCAGCCCAGCCCGGGCUGACGGACGUUGGCGUCUCAGACAUGGACAGUAGCUACCACAACGCGACUGCCAAAAUGUUAGCGACAGCUCCGGCCCGGGGCAACGUGAUGAGCACCUCCAAACCCUUGGCUUUCUCCAUCGAACGAAUCAUGGCUCGCACCCCCGAGCCCAAGGCCCUGCCAGUCCCCCACUUCCUGCAUGGAGCCGUGCCCAAGGGGGACUCCAAGCACUCUCUCCAUCUUAACUCGUCGAUCCCUUGCAUGAUCCCCUUCGUGCCUGUGGCGUACGACUCGAGCCCCAAGGUUGGAAUGACGGGCUCGGAGCCGCGGAAGGCGAGUCUGGAGGCUCCGGCGGCGCCAGCAGCUGCGGCCGCGGCGGCCACAGCGCCCGCGUUCAGCUGUAGCGAUCUGCUUAACUGCGCACUGAGUCUCAAGGGUGACCUGGCCCGCGACGCGCUGCCGCUGCAGCAGUACAAGCUGGUAAGGCCGCGUGUGGUCAACCAUUCUUCCUUCCACGCCAUGGGAGCCCUGUGCUACCUGAAUCGAGGUGAUGGCCCGUGCCACCCGGCGGCAGGCGUUAACAUCCACCCGGUGGCCUCCUACUUCCUCAGUUCCCCUUUGCACCCGCAGCCAAAAACGUAUUUAGCCGAAAGGAAUAAACUGGUGGUCCCGGCGGUGGAGAAGUACCCCUCGGGAGUAGCUUUCAAAGACUUGUCCCAGGCUCAACUGCAGCAUUACAUGAAAGAAAGCGCCCAGCUUCUGUCGGAAAAAAUCGCGUUUAAAUCCUCUGACUUCAGCCGAGGCUCUCCUAAUACCAAACCCAAAGUUUUCACUUGCGAAGUGUGUGGAAAGGUCUUUAAUGCGCACUAUAACUUAACCCGUCACAUGCCGGUGCACACAGGAGCCAGACCCUUCGUUUGCAAAGUGUGUGGAAAGGGUUUCCGUCAGGCCAGCACUCUGUGCAGGCACAAGAUCAUUCACACCCAGGAAAAACCUCACAAAUGUAACCAGUGUGGCAAAGCAUUUAAUAGAAGUUCCACUUUAAACACGCAUACCCGAAUACAUGCCGGCUACAAACCGUUUAUAUGUGAAUUUUGUGGCAAAGGAUUUCAUCAAAAAGGGAAUUACAAAAAUCACAAGCUGACCCACAGCGGGGAGAAGCAGUUCAAGUGCAAUAUCUGCAACAAGGCUUUCCACCAGGUUUACAACCUAACCUUCCACAUGCACACCCACAACGACAAGAAGCCUUUCACCUGCCCCACGUGCGGCAAGGGCUUUUGCAGGAACUUUGACCUCAAGAAGCACGUCCGCAAGCUGCACGACAGCAGUCUGGGGCUGGCCCGCACGGCUGCCUGGGAGCCGAGCUCCGACCAGCAGCCGGCUCAACAGCAGCCAACGCCCGCGGCGACGCUGCCCUCUCUGCCCCCCCAGCUGCCAGCCCCUGGGCCCCUGCAGCCUGGGCUCCAUCCGAGCCACCAGUGAUCUUGGCCAAAGUCCUUUCCCAGCUUCAGCCAGGGUCCCCACUACUGAGCUAACGGCAGAGUAGAGCUGGACCUACAGAUCCAAGCUGGUUUGCAGAACCUAGGGCAUGUUGGGCCCCACACAGCACCGACCAGAAGCCUUUGAAUUGUCCAGCCUUUCCUCUUGCAUGCACCUGCUAAAUGUUUUUGUCUUAUAUUCUAUAUAGGCAUUAACAAGUAUGAAAACAAUUGGGGUUUUGUUUUUCUGAGUUUUUUAAUUUGGAAAAACUUUUCCUCUUGGGUGGAGAGAUGGUGUUUGUUUUGUUUUUUAAAAACACAGUUCUGCUGUAUUUAUUGAGAUCUGUAUUAUCCUACCCGGGAAUGCUGCACCAUUUUAAUUUUAUUAUUGUAUAUACUUCCACUGUGUUGAUUCUGUGGUCUCAAGAUGCCUGCUGAUUGUUUAUAAUCAUUUCCUCUUUCCCCAAAGUAAGAAAACACUGUGUGUAUGUUAUAUAUACACAUGCAUAGAUGAGUGUACCUAUAAAGGCACAUUCUAUACUGAACACACACACAUACACAUCAGAUAAGUGUGGUUUAUUAUGGAUGAAUUUGAAUUUUGGUUUUGAUUCUUGCACGUGAAAAUUGAUUCAAUGACUGUUGGAAAUAAAUACUUGGAAUGUGCUUAUCUAAUUAACA
Molecule: messenger RNA, 2423 nt
Organism: Molossus molossus (Pallas's mastiff bat)
Lineage: Eukaryota; Metazoa; Chordata; Mammalia; Chiroptera; Molossidae
Gene: FEZF1
Product: FEZ family zinc finger 1
Exons: 4
Coding region: 310-1749 (479 amino acids)
Cellular component (GO): nucleus
Source: RefSeq, a predicted model, not a curated record